Molecule: messenger RNA, 3299 nt
Organism: Nicotiana tabacum (common tobacco)
Lineage: Eukaryota; Viridiplantae; Streptophyta; Magnoliopsida; Solanales; Solanaceae
Molecular function (GO): mRNA binding; protein binding
Source: RefSeq, a predicted model, not a curated record
GAAAUUGCUUGCUCUGCAAAUGCGAUGGAAGCCUAAAGAAAAACAAGAAGACAACUUCAGUCAGCUGCUUACUGAAACCUCCGUAUAAACCCCAUCUUCCCCAUUUGUUUCUCUCUGUAAAACCCCAAAAAUCAAACACCAAUGAGUUCCCCAACUCCAGGAUAUCCUCCAUUGAAUCCUUCUCAACUAAUCCAAACAAUCACCACUCUUCUCUCUUCCUCCAAAUCCCUCCCCAAAUCCACUCUCAAAUCCUACCUCCCUCACCUCACCCUUCCCAUUAUCCACUCCAUUCUCUCCUCCCCUACCCUCUCUUCUCACCCCACCACCCUCUUCUCCUUCUUCCAAUGGUCUCAAUCCCACAUACCCUCUCUCUCCACCCACCCCCUCCCUUUUCCUGCCCUCCCCUCUCUCUUAUCCUCCCUCUUAUCCCAUCGCAAAUUCAAGAUUGCCAAAUCCCUUCUCCUUAACUUUAUCCCUUCUGAUCACCCCCAACACCUUCUCCACCGUCACCUCCUUCACCCCAUUUCCUCUUUCCCUCAACCCUCAAGGGAUUUGUUGGAUACUGCUAUUGGUUCUUAUUGCCAGUGUGAACAACCCCAUCUUGCUCUUCAGAUUUUCAAGAAAAUGAAACGCCUUCGAAUGUGCCCGAAUUUGCUGACUUUUAAUACUUUGAUUAAUGCAUUGGUAAAGUACCCUUCUACUCACUCUGUUGAUUUGUGUAAUGAGCUGUUCAAUGAUGUGCUUAAGCUUGGUUUGGCUCCGAAUACGAAUACUUUCAAUAUUUUGAUUAGAGGGUAUUGUUUAGUUUACAAGUUUAAGGAUGCUAAUGGCUUGUUGAAUAGAAUGAGUGAGUUUGGUUGCGUGCCAGAUAAUGUGAGUUAUAAUACUUUAUUGGAUGGAUUGUGCAAGAAAGGUAGGUUGAAUGAUGUUAGGGAUUUGUUAUUGGAUAUGAAGGGUAAAGGUCUCGUGCCAAACAAGAAUACGUAUAAUAUUUUGGUACAUGGUUAUUGUAAAAUGGGGUGGUUGAAGGACGCUGCUCAGGUCGUCGAGCUGAUGACUCAGAACAAUACAUUGCCUGAUCUUUGGACAUAUAAUAUGUUGAUUGAUGGUCUGUGUAAUGAAGGAAGGAUCGAUGAUGCCUUUAAGCUUCGGGAUGAGAUGGUAGGGUUGAAAUUGUUGCCUGAUGUGAAAACUUAUAACACCUUGAUUAAUGGGUGUCUUGAUAAUAAGAGAAGUUCAGAGGCCUUUGAUCUGCUUGAAGAAAUGAAUAAGAAAGGGAUCAAAUGUGAUGAAUUUACUUAUAAUACAUUAAUUAAAUGGUAUUGCAAGGAAGGGAAGGUGGAAAAAGCUCGAGCGGUGAUUCAAAGGAUGGAGGAAGGUGGUUUAUGUCCAGAUUGCGUUUCCUACAAUACUUUGAUAAGUGCAUACUGUAAAGCAGGAAAUCUACCAGAGGUUUUGAGGAUAAUGAAACGAAUGGGUGAAAAAGGUUUGAAAAUGGAUAAUUUUUCUCUCAAUACAAUGCUUCAUACUCUUUGUCAAGAAAGGAAGCUUGAUGAGGCCUACGAGUUGCUCUCUGGUGCUCAUACCAGGGGUUAUCUUGUCGAUGCAGUAAGUUAUGGCACUCUUAUUGCUGGGUACUUUAGGUGUGGAAAUAUGGAAAGAGCUCUUAAGCUUUGGGAUGAGAUGAAAGAGAGAGAGGUAAUUCCCACUAUUAUCACAUACAACAUCAUAAUUGGAGGGCUCUGUAAAUCAGGUAAAACUCAGCUGGCAAUCGCUAAACUGAACGAACUUUUAGAGAAGGGCAUAGUGCCUAAUGAAAUAACAUACAAUACUAUUAUUCAUGGAUACUGCUGGGAGGGGAACAUUGAGAAAGCAUUUCAAUUUCACAACAAAAUGGUGGAGAAUUCUUUUAAGCCUGAUGUAUAUACGUGCAACAUUCUUCUUCGGGGACUUUGUAGGGAAGGUAUGCUUGAAAAAGCCAUUAAGCUAUUUAAUACGUGGAUUGAUAAAGGGAAGACCAUUGAUGUAGUAACUUAUAACACCUUGAUUACGGCUCUUUGUAAAGAUCAAAGACUUGAGGAUGCUCUAGGCCUUGUUGCUGAAAUGGAAGAGAAAAAUGUCCAACGUGAUAAGUACACACAUAAUGCUAUUAUUGGUGCACUUACUGAUGCUGGAAGGCUUAAGGAAGCAGAAGAAUUUUUGUCAAAUAUGACAGAGAGAGAAAGACCAUCUGAACAGCGGCCACAAAUGGAUAACAGGGAACAUGAACUCACAGCUGAAUCUUCACAUGAACUAGAUCCAAGUUCAACUGCUUAUUCACAGCAGAUUGAUGAGCUUUGUGCAGAGGGAAGAUAUAAAGAUGCGAUGCUUAUCUAUACAGAACUUACUCAGAGAGGUAUUGUUCUACAGAAGUCUACUUAUUUCACUCUGAUAAAAGGACUGAUCAAGAGGAGAAAAAGUGUAUCAAAGACAGGUUGAUAAUGGCACCGAAAGUGUAAAUUCUUGCUGUCAUACCCCUUGACUCUGGCUGAGAAUGAUGACUUCAGUAUCCAUCACAUACAAUCAUGCCCGGUAUGCAACACUGCAAUGAUCCUAGGCUGGUGAACCAUUCACCUUUCCCCAUCAGAUUGGCAUUUGACUGUAUAUUCACUCCUGUGAUCCGAUUAUCCACAGUUCUCUUUUCUAACUUUGAUCACCAAUGUUGACCUUUUUCAUGUUUGGAAGCUUUUAAUGGAUUAAGGGGUAGCAAAUUGGAAGAUGUUGCAUGGCUAAAAGAUGAAGUCUUGAUGAUACAAUUCUGACAAACUCUUUUUAGAAGGAAAAAAAGAAGGAAAAAGAACCACCUUCCUGCUAUAACUUUGAGGAUGCAAAUGGUGAUUAUCUCAAUUCCACUGGAUCAGAGGAAUGUUUAAGUCUACCGAACUUGUGAUCGAGGAAAUUAUAGAGAAAAGACAGCAGCAACAGUCUUGGAAAAUGUUUAAAUUCGAUGUUACUGAUCUAUUACCUAAAGAGCUCUCAGCCAUUCACUAUUGCCAGGGGAAUUCUUUCUUAAAUUUACGGUGCUCGACCAUAUAAAGGAUUGUAGACAUCAUUCUUGUCAAGCAGACUCCACUAUCUCAGCCACAUGAAAUCCUGUAAGUGUGUUCUCUGGGGCUAUCCCAAUUGGUAAGGGAUAAUAUUGGAGUACUUUACUGGAAGAUUUUGAGUCUUUUAAUAAACAUGCAAUACUCUUUACUUAAUGUAACAUUUUUAGGGGUUACUCCUGAAGCAUUUUAUACUCAAAUUCGAGAUGUUUUCUC